AUGGGACCGGGUAUUUCGCAAGUAUCUAACUCUUUUGUCGCAAGAGAUGAUGUUUUAGCUAAAUACUCGAGCAAUAUUUUUGAAUCAUCUCCCGAUGAAAUCGCUUUUUCAAGGAAAUUCUCGACAGACCUAUUUAAUCAGCCGAAAGAAGACAUAGAAAAACCUCCAAAUAUACCAGAAGAUAAUCUGAUAGUAGAUAUAAUUUCGGAUCCAUUUGUGUUUACCCAAGUUGGCACGCCUAUGGAAGCUUGGCAUUCAGUUCUUGCGCAAUUAUUCAUUGGAAAUGAAACAACAAAGCCACAAUUACAUCAAGUAUUAACAGAAUUCUUCAUGUUCCUUAAUGCAAGACCAGAAAACAUACUUAACGCUGAAGAUCAAGCACUUCAAAGCUUGGAAACGAUAAAAUCAAUCGAAAAUCAAAAAAUCGUAGAAGCACUUUCUAAAUUUGACCAAUUACCAUCGAUUGAUAUCGAAAAAUUGCUUCCUCACCUCAAUGAUCCAAAAGAAUUCAUCAUAAAUCUGCAGAAAAUAUCAAAGAAUCCAUUUACUUAUCAUUCGAAUUACCUUGAGAUGUCGAAUGUCAUCGAACCAGUUGGUACAGAUUCCGAUUACUCGUAUCUUCAGCUAUUAUGGGGACUUCAUUCCGGCGACCUCGUCAGUUUACUUAAUGGACUUGUCAGCACGAUCAAAUCAGCCAUAAAGAAGGUCGAACCCAACUACAAAAUCGAUUUAUCCGAUAUAGAUGCAAAGUUGCCAAUGUUAUCUAUGGAAAAUGCACUGUCACUUCCAUUCGCUUCCACUGUAAUCGGAUCAACUGAAAUACCAGGAACCCAGAAAUACGAGAUGAAAGUCAAUCAAAUCACUUGUACUGACGGAAGAAAUUUAUAUAUCCUCGAAAACUGUCAGAGACUAACAAUGGUUAAACUUACGGGUGGAUUUACUGAUAAUCAAUCUCGAUUCUUGAGUUUUAAGAUAAAUUUACCGAUAAAAGACCUUACAACCGUUUCUCUCAUAUAUAACAACAAUUAUCUAUUCGUUAUUUCACCAGAAUUACCAGACGCUAAGAUUUACCAGGUCUCUCCGUUCAAAGAAAUGACAGAUAUCUUAUUAUACGAAGCAUCUGGUUUCUUUAGGAGUCCACACAAGAUAACAUCACCAGCAGUAAGCGAUGGCGAGUAUAUUUACUGUUUCAACUCUAAGAAAAUUUCGAUUUUUACGAUUGGAAAUAAAUUUAAUGUGAAUUUCAUUAGAGAAAUCGAAUUAUUCCAAUCCGAAACACACUUACUACCACCAUUCAACAAGAAAUUACUGUCAAACAAGUGGAUGUACGAAACAGUUCAGUACGUAAACGGAAAUUGCUUUACUUUCCUCAUUUUCUCGAAAAGGACCGAUACAAAGAUCGAAUAUUUCUCAAGAAGCUUCUCAUUGAUCGACGGAAGACACAUUGGAGACUCAAUUUUUACAAUUAAAUUCCCAAUAUUAGAUAUUGUCUCAGAUCCAUGGAACUCCUGCUUAUGGGCAGUAUCAUACACAUCAUCAGGACUUAGUCUUAUCAAACUCCAUAUGCAUGGUUCUCAACCUCCGUGGCUUACUGGAGUUCCAAUAGGAAUUUUACCGGCUUUGGACGAUGUACAAGUUGCUUUCGGAUCAGUUCACAAUUUGGCCACAGCUGCUAACGCUGUUUCUAUGUUUUUGCAGUAUUUUCCACCUCAUUUUGUCGGAUGCAACAUACGAGCGGCCAUGUCGACCAUGAACUUCUCCGUUGAUAUCUCUAACUUCUUCUGUCCAUGUACACAACGUGCAGUUUCCGCUAUUUUGACCACAUUAAAAUUCUUGAAAAUCUUGUACAGAAAAGCACCUGAUUCGACACCAAUUUCUAACGUAGACUGCCAGAAGUUGAUUAUCUCAAUGCUCUGCUUGCUCCAAAUCAACUUAUCCAACAUUCAUCAAAAUAUACCAAAAGAUAUCUUGGAUGCAGAGACCAAAUCUUUGCUUAAUGAGAUAUUAAUUGACACAUUCGAUCGCGAGGAAUACAAUUUCGCCUUCAAAGUCGCAUCUUAUGUCAUAAUUACUUGUUUCCCAUUACUUUUCAGGGAUUCAAAUGCCAGAUGUGCAUCAGUAUUCAAGCGCAUUGUUUACAAGACAAGUUUCAACUUUGUUUAUCAAAUGUUGAGAAAUCUUCAAAAUGAUCACUUUUUCUCUUAUUGUUUUACACAUUCUACAUGUUUGGAUACAUUCACACCAUUGUUAGACACAUAUGCAUCAUCUCCAAACAAACUUUCUCAAGUUAAUUACGAAAUUAUAACUUAUUUCCAGAGAAACUUGUUAAUUGAGACGAGAAGAAUGUACAACUUCAAUGCAGGAGAGCUAAACAUCAUUGACGAACAAAGACAAGAGACAUUUUUGACAUAUUCCAGAAUUAUUUGUGAAAAAUUUGCAAAUUUCAUUGUAAAUUUCACAGAUAACUAUUCUGAGUCAAAAUUACGAGAAAGUUCAUUUGUCAAGAACUUCAGGAAGUUCCUUCUUUUGCUCCAACCUCUUUCCAAAUUCUCAAGAGUUGCAAAAGAAACAAUUAACAUUUUAAGACAAGUUUUCUUCUCAAUUUUGAAUCUCAUUGAUAAGAAUAAACUGACAAAUGUCUUCAGCACAGACAAGAGAGGCUUCCAAUUGAUAUUCUCUAUAUUUUUCGAAGUUUUCUCUGUGAUAAUUGAAUUUUUGAUGUCACUUUUGGGAGGUGGCAACGAACUUGAGAAUUCCACACAGUAUUUGUGGCUUGUUCGAUCUACAAUUGAAGCCAGUAUCAAUGAAGACAACUUCAAGAGUCUUUACGAGAAAGUUUUCAACGAGAAAACGAAAAUUGAAGACAAAAAGAAGUUGAUUUCAUUAGGUAUCGAACAAAACCAAGAAUACAUUGAUUUUCUUGUUAGAGUUUUAGAGAAAGACCAACUUGAAGACUUAGUCAUCAUGUUGGAUCAUUUCUAUUCGAAACAAAACAAAUUGUUUGCCAAAAAGACGAAAUCAAAGACAAUGCGUCUUAAUGAUUUAUUAACAAUCUUUGCAUUGGCGAAACAAUUUAAAGUUGUUCCUGAAUUGAUGCAGAUCUACAAGAACAUCAAAGAAAAGAACCAAAUGAUUACACAAGUCUCUUACAAAAUGCGUGGAAUAAUGACAGCUGUUAAUGAUGUCAGAAACACUCAAAUUCACGCGAAACAAAAACUGAAAAUGGCAACGAAUAAAUCUCAAGGAGAAGAUUCAUCACAACACAAAGGAAAAUACCAUGGAUUCAUUGACCAAUUGACACAGAAAUUGGUGUUCCUUUUAUUGAUCAAACCAUGUUAUAAUUCGAAAGAUCAGAGUUCAACGAAUUUCCAGAAACAAUUGAAAGUUUUGUUGAAAUUCAUCACCGAUUCAAUUCAAAUUGACAAUGCUCUGCAAAUGAUUAAGACAGCGGAAAUGGUCAAAGCGAAUAUAACAAUGGGUAUUGAACAGAUCUUGGAAUUCCUCUCUAAAAACACCAACAAAACAUUGAUUUAUUUCAUGGUUGACAAAAUUGUUCAUUCUGACAAUUUCGUAAAAUAUUUGUCAGCAAUAAGACAAAUGGAAAAAGAGACAAACUGGAAACCUGAUUCCCCAAUCAUCAAUAAACUGAUGGCUUAUCUUUCCAAGUUGAUUUCCAAUUCAAAUGAGCCGUCAAUGCUCAAUUUGAUGUUGAUUUUCUAUUCAAACAUGUGUCUUUCUUUAGGAAAAGUUGACAUCAACUCAAUUUUCGAGCCAAUUUCAACAAUUUUGAAGAUUAUCUACUCAAAUCCAUUUAAACUCGAACCGGCUUUGAUACAAUCAUACACAGCAUUGUCUGCUAGUGCUUUGUACGCAAGUAUCAUGGAAUCUAAAGAACAGUUUAGUGUCGAACAAAGCCAAUCAAUCGCAAAACAAAUUUUCCCUGAUGGAAAAAUUGACAUGUCACGUUUAAUCGUUGCCAGAUUAUUCCUAUCGUCGGGAAUUAAAUUGAAUUUCAAUGUCAACACAUUGAUUCAUUUCAUUAAGACGAUAUCACCUUUGGAAUAUCAAUCAGCAUUCGCUUUCUUCUAUGAUUUCAUCAAAACAGACCAAGAUAAAAUGUCUGCGAUCAGAUGGAUGCUCAAAGAAAUUGCUAUCAUUGUUACAGGUGGAAAACCACAUUUCAAGAUGGGAUCUCCUUUCCUUUGGCAUGCAACUGAUGAAACGAAACAUGUUCACACUCCAGGAACGUUUUUGAUGGCUUGCAAUGCAAUGAUUUACGUAAUGAGAAGAUGUCUCAAAGAUGGCGGAGAAAUGAAAGAAAUUGUAACGAAUUUGUUCAAUUUCAUCCUCGAUUUCAACAUGAAUAGAACCAAAACGGAAGUUCCAAAACAAUACGAAUCAUUUUUGGAUAAAAGAUUUGUAUUUGCGGUUUUUGCGGUUUUGUCAAAUUCCUUGGAUACAGAACAACCAUAUUCAUUGAUCAAACACAAGAUUACGAACCAGGUUUACUAUAUAACUAAAGUAGACCACUUCGAACAAUGCUAUUAUGGCUGGAGAAUUCCAAUAACUUCUUCUUCAAGUUUGGAAAGAAUUGAAUUUUCACCUCACUUUGUCACAAAAUUAAUUUUACCAUUUGAAGCCGAAAUGUAUCCAGAAUACGAGCGCUUGAUACCAUAUUUCAAGACAUCACUUCUUGAGAACCAAUCGAGUUAUUCUCGCGAAGCAUUGAGCUACUUCAUUUUAAGUAGUUUAAGUGUUUAUUGCACGAACCAGAAAUUCUUAAAUGACUUCUUAGGAAGUGGAAUUCCAUUCCAACUUUCAAGAUACAAUGUCCAUGAUUACAACAAAGAUUUUAUUGAUAUCUUGAGAGCACAUUUAAGUACUCCUUCCGCUGGAUUUUGUGUUCCUCUUUCUACAUCACCUAGAUUAUCAUUUUGUUCGAUGACAAACAUCGCUGACAUGAAUCUCUGCAAAGUAACUGAUCAUUCUAUUGUUGUUAAUUGUGGAGCACAAUCAUUUGUCAGUGAUCCAUUGGAUCCAAACCAAACAACAUUCCUUCAUUUGGAGUUUAUUCCGAAACCAGAUUUCGAAGUUGGUUUGCAUUUCUUUUCUUUGCAUCCUUCAACUUCGGAGACGUUUAUCUUGAACUCCGAUGGUGCAGCAUUGUACAACGGUGUUGAUGUUGAAACAAUUCCUUUCAUCAUCUCUUUCACCGAUGUUACAUUAGCUUAUAAUCCUCGCAAACAAAAGUUGUUCAUUUAUGAUGGACAAAUGAGAGUUUUCACUUAUAACACACCACAUGGAAUUGCUUCCUUUAUAUUACAUACUUUCUCUCCAUGUGAUAUUAACUAUUCCAUUGGUCCUUCUCCUCCUUCUCACAUUCCAAUGAAUGAAUCCCUUGAAAGAUUGUGUCCUUCCGCAGGAAAAACUGUUUUCAGAAGAAACAAAAACAGAUCAAUUCCUAUGGAAGAACAAAUUAAAAGUGGAAACUUCUUGCAGACGAAUGCACAGAAGAUUACACCAACGAAACCAAUCUUCCAAGCUUUGGAUGAUUUAAGAGACGAAUUCGUUUACGAUGAAGAAGUUAAACCACCUCCAAUUGUCUCUUAUCCAGCAGGAAUCAUCAAGAAACUUGGUCAUACAUUGAAGAUAGACAAUGCUGAAGAAAUCAAGGCACAAUUAUUGACAUUUCCAACUGCAAAAUUAAACCAUACAUCGAAUGUUGGAACAUUAUGUAACAAUGUGAUUUACAAUGAAUUGAUUCAUAAUAACGGAUCAAUUAUUAAAUCAUUCCCUCCAACAAUGAUGCCUGUUUUUGUUGAUGACAAUUCAGGAGAUGUCACUAAACUCGAUGAUCCAAUUGUUCAAGCAAUAAACAGAUUCCAACCUUUGCAUCCAAUGACAUAUUCAAUUUUACCAGCAGAAAUCCUCAAUUUCUAUGCAACAGGAUAUGUCAAUUAUACAAGAGGAGAUACAAUAAACAACAUAUUCUUAUAUGCUGUUACUUCUCCAUCAAUAGGAGCAAAGAAAGCCAUUGAAGUUUUCAAGAUUCCUUUGCAUAAUUUGAUUGAAUUCUCAUUGACUUUGUUGUUACACAUUGAACCAAUAAGAAUACAAGGCAUCCAGAACAAAGAAUGUCCAAUUGAUUUCUAUGUAAAUGCCUUGGCAGACAACCAUCAUGUCAUUGGAGCAAAUUACAUCCAUAAGCAGGCAAUUGACCAGAUUAUGAAGUACAUUGUUAACGAAGGAUUGGCAACAGAAGCAGCAAGAAUCUGGGAUCAUUUGCUUAACCAAUUGUUCAGUGAUUGCGGCUUCCAUUUCGUAAAGAGAGGACAGCCACAUGCAAUCAUUUCUCAAUUGGCAGCUUUAGGACAACCAAGAGAAAUCACUGAGCCAACAGCUAAAGGAUUCAUUCUGUUUAGAGCAGGAUUUAACAAUGAAGGAUCAGUUAUUAUCAAAGAAGGAAAGAAAGAAGAUCCGUUUUCAAAAGGAAUUUAUUAUGUUCCAUCUGAUUCAUUCACUAUUUUACAUGGCGACGCUGUUGGUGAUGGUGUUGUUUCUCUUCCUGUUUAUCCAUCAUCGAAUGAAUCAUUCUUCGGAACAUUCUUUGAGUUGGCAACAUCAUUCAAGUAUUUCGUUUACUUCUUAUCGAUGUUCAACAACUCAAUAAAGAAUAUCUCCGAAUACAAGAACCACGCGUACAUCCAUUUCAUUGAUUCCUUCAUUGUUAUGUCUCCUUUCUUCAAGCAAUACGGUAACAAAGUUUUGGAAUUCUUGUGCCAAGUUUUGCCAUUGAAUUCAAUUGAUUUGGCCGGUGAAAUUAUUGUCAGAUUGAGUGUUUUCUCUGUUUACAGCGAGAACAACAAACAGGCAAUAAUCAGACAGUUCUUAAUCGACCAGCAAACAACAAUUGAAGAAAGAAUCUACCUUCCUUUGCGUGCAUUCUUCACUCCUUUCAAUACUCAAGCUUCCAAACUUGAAAUCGAAUUGGCUCCGAAACCAAUUCCUGAUUGGACAAUCCCUGAAAUUAAUUUCCCGAACGAACUCAAAUUGGGAACAGAUUGCAGCGAAUUCGCAGGUAUUUUGAUGAGAAUUACUGCACAAAGAAACAAACUUGAAGGAUUUCCAUUCCAUUUAGUCAUGAAAGAAUGGAUAUUGAAUGCAAGAAGUUUCCCGAAUUUCGACACACAAAGAAUCAGCAACACUGAAAUCAAAGUUAAUAUUCAAACAGUUUUCCCGACAACUUCGAAAUUACACUUAGUUUUCAAUGCUGAUUUCGAAAAAUACGGAAAGAUGAAGUUCGAAAACGAGUCUGAAUAUCAUUCCCCAGUUGAAUUCGACUCAGACAUCAGGACAUUUUACAUCCAGAUUGAAGAAGAACCAAACACAACAAUCAAUCCAAAGUUCUUCCUCAAAAGUGAUGAAACAUCAGACAUGAGAGAGUUUAUCAUUGCAAACAAAGAUCAGUUUGUAUCAGACAUUGAUAGAUUGUUCUGUGCAGAAUCAAAUGAUUACGUUACUGACGAAAGUAGCCAAUCAAUCUUACAAUAUGUUCCAAGCGAAACAUUCAUGAACAGAACAAUCAAUACAACUGUUACUUGUGCAAUGAUAUUAACAUGUCCAGCACUUAUUCCUGCACACAUCAUUUCAUUGCGUUUCAGAAUUCUUUUACCAAUGAAUUGGCUCAUUUUCCACAACUUGACAGGAGCAACUGAUUCCCAAAUCAGAUACGCGUCAAGAAUGAUGCCACAUGCUUUGAAACUAAACAAGUUCAUGGCUUUGAUCGAUUCCAAAUCGAACGACAACAACCACACGUUCGAAGUCGAUAGAAUUAAAGCUUGCGAUGUAAGAGAUGGAACAUCACAAGAUUUAUCUCAAACAUUCAUCGCACAAUUCGCAAAAGCCUACAAAGUUGUCAAAGUCUUCAGAAAGAGAGGAGAUCAACCAUUCAAAGUCAGGUUUGCGAAAGAACUUGGUACAGAUCAAGGCGGUAUUGCUAAAGAGUUUGUUGUUGAAGCAUUGAAAGAUAUAACUCUUCCAACAACAGGUUUAUUUGUUAGAGCUCCAAAUGCAGAAAGUGGAGAUGCAACAAAUGCAGAUACAUUCAUUCCAAUUGCAUGCAGCAGAAUGCAUGAACCACAUAAGUUGUAUCGUGCUAUUGGUGCUAUAUUGGCUAUCUCUAUCAGAUCAACGAACAACAGAGAUACUCCUUUGGCUCCUUUCGUCUGGAAUUUCUUGGCAACAAGGAAAUUGACGAUUGAGGACAUUUUCUCAGUUGAUUCUUCUUAUAGAGAUUUAAUUAGUUCUUUAGAAGCAGCGCUUGAUAUGGGAAUGGACGAUGAUACAUUCAAGAACAGAUUUAACUUGUCUUUCGUUGUUAGAUCUGCUACUGGAGAUGAAAUUGCAUUGACAGAAUUAGGAAGAACUAAAGUUGUUACUCCCGCAAAUUGCCGUGAAUAUAUUUCAUUGUCAAAUGAUUUCAGAUUAAGCGAAGUCCGUGGAUACUUGAAUUUCAUAAGAGAAGGACUUUGGGAGAACUUGGAUAUCAAAGCUCCUCCUUUCGUUGAUGGACCAUUGUUGAGAUAUUGCGUUUGCGGUGGUUCUUCAUUGAAACCUGAUGAUUUACUCAAAGUUACUAAAUUCGAUUCAUCAGUGAACAAGAGCGAAAGAGAGAUGUUUAUUAAGAUAUUGAAGACAUUCUCAGAAGAACAGUGCCAGAUGUUAUUGAAGUUCGCAACAGCAAGAGAGAAAUUGCCAUCACAGACACAGCCUGGACCUGUUUUAAUUGUUGAUGCAGAUAGAACUAAAGUUGAUAGAUGUCCAACUGCGGCUACUUGCUUCAACCAACUUCACUUGCCUUCUUACUCAUCUUAUGAAAUUGCAAAGAACUUAAUCCUUAAGGCUAUCACUUAUACAGGAACAUUCGAAAACAAAUGA
Molecule: messenger RNA, 8937 nt
Organism: Trichomonas vaginalis G3
Lineage: Eukaryota; Parabasalia; Trichomonadida; Trichomonadidae
Product: guanyl-nucleotide exchange factor protein
Exons: 1
Coding region: 1-8937 (2978 amino acids)
Cellular component (GO): cytoplasm
Molecular function (GO): ubiquitin-protein transferase activity
Source: RefSeq, a predicted model, not a curated record